This is a messenger RNA of Aplosporella prunicola CBS 121167, 2517 nucleotides long. RefSeq lists its product as uncharacterized. The transcript has 5 exons. The record is from RefSeq and is a predicted model, not a curated record. Gene Ontology annotation, biological process: transmembrane transport; chloride transport; intracellular iron ion homeostasis. Bases 1 to 2517 code for a protein of 838 amino acids. Gene Ontology annotation, cellular component: fungal-type vacuole; endoplasmic reticulum; early endosome. Lineage: Eukaryota; Fungi; Ascomycota; Dothideomycetes; Botryosphaeriales; Aplosporellaceae. Gene Ontology annotation, molecular function: voltage-gated chloride channel activity.
AUGACUGCUCGAUCGAGCUCCAUCCCCACCCUCCGCACUCCCUCGUUCAACGCGACGCGCGGCUCCCUCAGUCGCAGAGUCUCCGCUCUCAGCACCGCCGAGCAGGGCGACGAUGCCGCUUCUAUCCACACCGACCAUGUCGUCCACGAGGAGCUAGCCGAGAUCAAGCGCUACGAGGACUUCACCACUAUAGACUGGGUGCAGGAUGCCGCGCGUGAGCAGCUGCGCCGCAAGGCCCGCCGGCAAGAAAAGGCCGGCUUUUUUGAGCGCGAAGGCGGCGUCGGCUGGCGCAGAAAAGUCUACGACGCCUACGAUGCCGGUCAGGCGUGGAUUGUCGUCAGCCUGGUCGGCGCCGCUAUAGGCCUCAAUGCCGCUUUCCUCAGCAUUGUGACCGAGUGGCUUUCGGAUAUCAAGCUUGGAUAUUGCACCACUGCCUUCUACCUGAAUGAACAGUUCUGCUGUUGGGGCGCCGAGGAUGGCUGCCCCGAAUGGCACCGUUGGAGCAAUUUCUGGCCCGUUAACUACUUCCUCUACAUCCUGUUCUCCAUCGUGUUCUCCUUCAUCGCUGCCAGGCUGGUCAAGUCCUUUGCGCCGUACGCAGCCGGAUCUGGAAUCUCUGAGAUCAAGUGUAUCAUUGCUGGCUUUGUCAUGAAAGGUUUCCUCGGCUUCAAGACCCUGAUGAUCAAGUCCUUUGCCCUGCCUCUCGCAAUUGCCUCUGGCCUGUCGGUCGGCAAAGAAGGACCAAGCGUGCACUAUGCUGUGUGUACUGGAAAUGUCGUCUCUCGGCUGUUCGAGAAGUACAAGCGGAAUGCUAAUAAGACGCGUGAAAUCUUGAGCGCCAGCGCUGCUGCCGGUGUUGGUGUCGCCUUUGGUAGUCCUAUCGGAGGCGUGCUCUUCUCUUUGGAAGAAAUGUCAAACCACUUUCCCCUGAAGACUAUGUGGAGGAGUUAUUUCUGCGCCCUGGUGGCAACUGCUGUGUUGGCCGCUAUGAAUCCUUUCAGAACCGGCCAAUUGGUCAUGUUCCAGGUCAAGUAUGAUCGCGAGUGGCAUUGGUUCGAAAGCUUCUUCUACAUCAUUAUUGGUAUUUCGGGUGGCCUUUACGGGGCGUUUGUGAUCAAGUGGAAUCUGCGCAUGCAGGCUUUCCGCAAGAAGUAUCUCGCCAAGUACCCUAUCACCGAAGCGGUGGUGCUUGCGCUGAUCACGGCAAUCAUUUGCUAUCCGAACAUGUUCCUUCGGAUCGACAUGACCGAGAGCAUGGAGAUCCUCUUCCGCGAAUGCGAAGGGGACUAUGAUUAUGAUGAGAUAUGCGAACGCAAGCAUCGAUGGACGAUGAUUUUCUCAUUGGCUUUUGUGACUACCAUCCGAACAAUGUUGGUCAUUGUCUCUUACGGGUGCAAGGUGCCUGCCGGUAUCUUCGUACCCUCAAUGGCCAUUGGUGCUUCGUUUGGACGCAUGGUCGGGAUCCUCGUUCAGGCUCUGCACGAUGCCUUCCCCGAGGCAAGUUUCUUUGCGGCGUGCCAGCCGGACGUCCCGUGCAUCACGCCGGGCACGUACGCCUUCUUGGGAGCUGCGGGCUUCUUGAGUGGGAUCAUGCACAUCACGGUCUCUGUGGUUGUCAUCAUGUUUGAGCUCACGGGAGCCCUGACCUACAUUCUCCCUACAAUGAUAGUCGUCGGCGUCACGAAAGCCGUCAGCGACCGAUUCGGCAAAGGCGGUAUUGCGGAUCGUGCCAUCUGGGCCAACGGGUUUCCCUUCCUUGACAACAAAGAAGACCACACAUUCGGCGUGCCUGUUUCGGAAGUCAUGACACAAAACACAACUGUGAUUCCUGCAUCGGGGCUCGACGUGCGUGACGUCGAGAAGAUACUCGCCAACAGCUCCUACUCCGGGUACCCGAUCGUCGAGCACCGACACACCAAGACGCUGUUGGGCUACAUCGGACGCACAGAGUUGCGGUACGCGGUGGAGCGGGCGCGGCGCGACCAGGUAGUCCCCUCAACAGCGAAAUGCUUCUUCACGCCCGCGGCAAACCGCACGGCCGCGACGCCGAGCAUUCACGGGGCGCCGUCAAUUAGCUUUGACAGCAUGGCGGCGACUGCGGGACAGAUGUCGGUGGACCUCAGCCGGUUCGUGGACCCGACGCCGCUGGCGGUGCAUCCGCGGCUGCCGCUCGAGACGGUCAUGGAGCUGUUCAAGAAGAUGGGGCCGCGGGUGAUUCUGGUCGAAUAUCGAGGAAGAUUGACGGGCCUGAUCACGGUCAAGGACUGCUUGAAGUAUCAAUUCAAGGCCGAGGCGGAGGAGAACCCGCGCGAUGAGGCGGGCAUGGAGGAGAGGGGCGAGCGGCUGUGGAAGGGGAUUAGUGGCGUGGCGGCGUGGUUGGGGGCGCACAUGCCCUGGGCCGAGAGGGGGAAGCUGAGGCUGAGCGAUGUGGGAAGUGCGAGGGGAGCUGGGAGUCCGGUGGCAUUGAGGCCGACGAGUAGGGGUGAGGGCGUAGAGGUGGAGCUGCAGGAGCGGUGA